Messenger RNA from Austrofundulus limnaeus, 2194 nucleotides. RefSeq names its product doublecortin domain containing 2B (gene dcdc2b). The coding region runs from base 357 to 1736 and encodes 459 amino acids. Gene Ontology annotation, cellular component: microtubule; microtubule organizing center. NCBI's taxonomy places the organism in Eukaryota, Metazoa, Chordata, Actinopteri, Cyprinodontiformes, Rivulidae. The record is from RefSeq and is a predicted model, not a curated record. Gene Ontology annotation, biological process: intracellular signal transduction. The transcript has 14 exons.
CCCAUCCCUCCCCCCCUCCUCUCCUCUGUCAGUCUCUUUUGUUGUGUUUUCUGCCGAUGGUUUGGCUCACAGAGCCAGUCAUUGCUGGCCCUGCUGCCAUAGCAACCAGGAAAUACUCACCGCCGUCAAAGUAGUAGUGUCCGUGUGAGGGGAGGCACAGCAGAACCUAGACAACGCAACAGCAGACGGGACUGAUUUUCACCUCUGGCUCCUCAUCCUCCGGUGAGUUUAUGAGUGACUGAGCUGUGUUUAUGUUUGUAAGGCUGUGUUGAUCGUAAAGAUGUGUCUCUGUAGAAACAAUGUGGUACAGUUCAGUGUGUGAGGACUUAUAGUUUAUUUUUUUAAUAUGCCCCGAGAUGGCCGCCAGCACCGCAGCUACAUGUCACCUACCACCGGUGAAGAGCGUGGUGGUGUACAGGAAUGGAGACCCCUUCUACAGCGGGCGGAGGUUUGUGGUGAACCAGCGUCAGGUGGCAACCAUGGAGGCAUUUCUGAACGAAGUGACCAGGAACAUCGGGGCUCCGCUCGCCGUCAGGACCCUGUACACCCCCAGGCAGGGCCACAAGGUCACAGACCUGCAGGACCUGAAGACAGGAGCUCAGUAUGUCGCUGCUGGCUUUGAGAGGUUCAAGAAACUGGACUACCUAAAUGUAGGAGCAAAGAAGCAACCUGUGAUUCGCAGUGAAACUCAGCAGGCAAAAAUCAUCCAGAGGCCAAGCGUUUCAGCCAAGUGGAGGAAGUUUAUCCCCGUACCUUGUAUUAUACACGUUGUUCGUAACGGAGAUCUCCUGAGUCCCCCGUUCCGGUUCAUCCUCCCUCGGAGCAUGCAGCAGGACCUGGAGCAGGUCCUGAGUCUGAUCACAGAGAAGGUCAGCUUACGGACCGGAGCCGUGCGCAGACUGUGCUCUUUGGAAGGAGUCACCGUGUCUUCAGCCGGGGAGCUGGAGACGGGGCGAUGCUACGUUGCUGUGGGAACCGAAAGGUUCAAGAAACUUCCUUAUGUGGAGCUGCUGGAUUCAAAAGCUACAGAGAGACCGUACCCUGAAAAAAGAAGACUUCUGAGAAGAGCUGAGAACAGGAAAGCAGGAAGCGGUCCAGAAGACCAGUACAGUGACUCGGCUCUUCUCAUCUCCCCGGAGUCAGAUGGUCGCAGGGUGAAGUCGACGGGGGAUGAAGCUGCAGUUCUGCAGGCCUCGCAGCAGACGGGCAGGAGAGACGCAGCAGACGAGGCGUCUGCGUUCUCCUCCAGGCCGGCGAAGAUUCGCACAAACGGAACGAAACCACCGCCCUCUGAUGGAUCCAUAAAGCCAAGUAAAUUCAGAGGGGCAGCAAAAACAAGGAGAGAGGAGGUACAAGGUGCUGAGGAGGUGCAGGAGGAUGAAAACACAGCUACAGAGCUUCCAGUUGAUCAGAGAGUUGCAGAAAUAGUGGAGAACGAGGAGUUAAAUACCACAGAGGAUGUUCUGCACAGCAGUCUGCAGACACCUACAGAAGUUAUAAAAAGUGAGCACAACAAAGAACUUUCACAGAAGCACAAUGCAAUGAAGGAAUCAGAGUUGAAAGAGGAAAUCACAGCUGAAAUAAUGGAUGCUGAGCUGAAACAGACAUCUCCAAAGUCAAGGUCUUCAUCAUCCCUCUCCCAGAGAAAGAUCAGGGAACGACAGGAGAGCCUGCAGAACACCUCAUCAGUUAAAACAGAACAGAACCAUCAUCAGGAGGGUGUCACAGCCUCUUAACAGCAGCACUGCUCAUUACUGACUGUUUACUGCUCCCACAAACGUUUAUUUGUACUGGUAGUACUUUAACUGUGGUAAACAGCAAAGCAACAUUUUUUCCCCUUUACUAGAAACUGUUAGAAAGGUGACAUAACUCCCCYAAACCUUUCAGAUGUAACAUUUUCUAUAAGUGAUGUUUAAUAUAACCAACAUCAGUAAAAUUGUGUUAAUCCUGUUUGGAUGCUGACACUGUAUAUAUGUUCAAUGCUGCAAUUUGUUCCAUUUAUGUACUUUAAAAACAUUUUAUAAACACGUUAGUUCUGUGCAGUUUGAAUAAAUGUAUAGUAUGGAAGAUAACAAAUAAGUUGUCCAAUAGUUUAUAACUAGAAUAUAAAGAACAUGAGCUGAACAGAACUAGACUUUUGUACGGUGUCUGGAAUGAAUGAAAUACUGCAACAAUAAAAAUAUAUAUUACUAUA